AUGGCAUCUGCAACUGGAAUCCCAGAAGAACGGCCGUCGUCUAUCCAAGAUGGCGUAGAGAACGAACCGCUGCUCGGCAGGCCCGGAGACGUCACCCAGGCGGAGGACCAGAAUAUCUUCAUCAAUCUGGUAACAGGAACGGCGGCGUUGGCGCAGGUUGGGAUACUGAUCAUUGCUGGUCUCGUCUGGUCCGGAAUCUUCACCCAUGAACUCAUCUUCUUCUCGCCGCACCCGCUUCUCAACUCGGUAGCCGUCUUGCUCACAGUUCAAGCGAUUCUCAUCGUGCAGCCGACGAAGACUGCCUCGCAGAAACGGGCAGGCGCCCUCACACACUUUGGAUUCCUGGCCAUUGCGAACCUCGCCUUCAUCUCCGCCCUCAUAAUCAUCGAGAUCAACAAGGAGAGCCAUCCAGAGACCCGUUUCUCCUCUGUCCACGGUGUCCUAGGCCUCAUCACCUAUAUAAUUAUCUUCCUGCAGGCAGCUGUUGGCGUGGCGCAGUAUUUCUUCCCCGAGGAAGUCUUUGGCAGCGUCGAGAAUGGGAAGAAGAUAUACAAAUGGCACCGCGUGAGCGGAUAUGUGCUGUUUGUCCUCGAACUAGUGGUCAUUAUCGCUGCUACCAAGACGGAUUAUAACGUCACAACUCUACAUAUUGGCUUCUGGCCUGUUACUAUUGCAUCGGCGCUUACUUUUGCUGGUGUCGUUGCCCGUGUCAAAAGGCUAACACUUAGAUCACCACGCCGGAACUUCUCCGUGUCCCGCAGCGUCCUCAGUACAGCUUCAUCUCGCCCGCCCACGGCACCAAAGGCCGUUCCCAAUGUCCGGCACAUUCGCGAAAAUGCGGAAUUAUACUCCAAAAACUGUCUCGAUCGCAACUAUAAACCGGUUGCAGACUACCCGCCGAGAAUACAAUCGUUAGCGAAGGAAGCGGCGGAUUUGCAGCAUGCUCUACAGCACCCUCGAUCAAGGAUAAAGCAGGUUGAGAAGGAAAUAGCUAAACUCGCUACGCUUGCGGCGCGCCAUAAACAAACUGGACAACAAGGAGAAGGGAAAGGGGCUGGUACAGCGGUGCCGGGUGAAUUGAAAUCGGGGGACCUGGAUAGGACUGAAGCACUUGAGGAACUUCGAUCAGAAGCGAAGGAGCUGAAAGAUGCCUCGCAACAGAUGAUGGACCGGAGGCAAGAUUGUAUGGAAGAAAUCCAGCAAUUAGCCUUAUCGUUGCCAAAUCUUACAUCGAAGGAAACACCGAUUGGAGAUGUGCCUCAAGUUGUCACAUACAUCAAUUUCGACCCUGCCUCGCCGCCGUCAUAUACGUCUAUAUCUGCUUCUCCUUCUUCUAUUCCACGAUCACACGUCUCUAUCGGCACCGAACUAGGGCUGAUCGACUUCUCCAGCUCUGCAACAUCAACUGGAUGGGGGUGGUACUUCCUUACCAACGAAGGCUGUCUGCUCGAGCAUGCACUCGUCCAAUACGCGCUCAGCACAGCUCGUAGCAAGGGCUGGAAACCUGUCUCUCCACCAAGUGUUGUCUACUCUCAUAUUGCUGAAGCUUGCGGUUUCCAGCCCCGUGAUGCAAACAACGAGCAACAGAUAUGGUCCAUCCAGCAGACGGAGAGAGAUAGAGCUGCCCACAAACCGCAGCGCAGCUUAACAGGGACUGCUGAGAUUCCGCUUGCUGCUAUGUAUGCUGGACAGGAAAUACUGGCUGACCAACUUCCGAUAAAGCUUGUGGGUGCGAGUAGAUGCUACCGAGCUGAAGCUGGCGCAAGAGGGGUUGAUACCAAGGGGUUAUACCGCGUGCAUGAAUUUACAAAGGUGGAAUUAUUUGCAUGGGCCGAUAAUAUUGAAUCAAACGCAACGACCAUGGUUUCUAAUGAGGUCAACUCGUUGUCCCUUUUCGAGGAAAUGCUCUCCAUCCAGACGGAUAUCCUCUCCUCUCUCAAUCUGCCCUGCCGGGUCCUGGAAAUGUCCUCCUCCGACCUUGGUGCGAGCGCGACUCGAAAGCGAGAUAUAGAAGUUCUCUUCCCGUCAAGGAUGCCAAAUGGUUCCGAUAAAUCGUCGGUACUUGACCCCGAUUAUAGCGGGUGGGGAGAAGUUACAUCGACCUCAAUAUGUACGGACUAUCAGAGUCGACGGUUGGGGACGAGGGUGCGUGACAGUGCGGGUGAGUCAAGAUUCCCUCAUACUGUUAAUGGUACCGCAAUGGCUGUUCCGAGAGUUCUAGCUGCUAUACUAGAACAUGGGUGGGAUGAGAAGCUAGGAGGUAUCGUUGUGCCCGAGGUACUACGGCCUUGGAUGGGUGGGAUCGAGGUUAUUCGGGGGAAUAAAUAA
Messenger RNA from Arthroderma uncinatum, 2328 nucleotides. RefSeq names its product putative Cytochrome b561. Gene Ontology annotation, molecular function: serine-tRNA ligase activity; tRNA binding; ATP binding. The record is from RefSeq and is a predicted model, not a curated record. Gene Ontology annotation, cellular component: mitochondrion. The coding region runs from base 1 to 2328 and encodes 775 amino acids. Gene Ontology annotation, biological process: mitochondrial seryl-tRNA aminoacylation. Lineage: Eukaryota; Fungi; Ascomycota; Eurotiomycetes; Onygenales; Arthrodermataceae. The transcript has 5 exons.